This is a messenger RNA of Leishmania braziliensis MHOM/BR/75/M2904, 1368 nucleotides long. RefSeq lists its product as hypothetical. Bases 1 to 1368 code for a protein of 455 amino acids. NCBI's taxonomy places the organism in Eukaryota, Euglenozoa, Kinetoplastea, Trypanosomatida, Trypanosomatidae. The record is from RefSeq and is a predicted model, not a curated record. The transcript has a single exon.
AUGGAGUCGUACCGUCAGCACAUGACCCUCAGCUCCAACCCUCUCGUCGUGUUCGUCUUUGAGCAUAACAGCGCCGCCGUGCCUACGUUUUGGGCCCCGCUGCUACGGAACAUCUCGACGGAGCUUGAUGGGUUUGGCAUUGAGGUGGCUGACGUGCCCGCGUCUUCGGAAACUGGACAAUCACUAGUGCAAGCCAUGAACGCUGGCAGCGGCCCUGUCAUCUUAUUUUUCCAAGGCGUCGGCGAUACGCCUGCUGAGGGUGGCAAGGCCUUGAAGCUCCCCAUUGCCUAUCAAGGCAGUAUUGACAUACCGAACAUCCUCUCGUGGAGUCUGUCGUGCAUUUCGUCGUCCGCCACGCAUCGGAUUCACAACGAUGUCGAUCUCGCCCACUUCUUCGCACAGUACCCCCAGUACCCCACGCUCCCGCAUGUUCUCUACUUUCCUUCCAAGAGUUACACCCCAGGCGGCUACCUCGCUCUCAGCCAUCGCUUCGCCUCCGACGCUGUGUUCGGUGUCGUGCCGAAUGCAUUCACGGCGCCAAACGCGACCAUCAUCGCGCAGCGGUACAAUAUCACUAGUAAAGACAAUCUACCGGCCCUACUAGUGCUCCACAAGGCCGCAGGGGACGAUAUCGGAGACAGCAACGAGUUCGACCGUGUUAUUCGAAUGCCUGACACGUCCUCCUCCUCGCUUUCCUAUCGGGAGGCGCUAUUGUUUCUCUCGACGCACAUCACGGACACUGUCGCCGCGCUUGUGGCGAAGGCCAAAUCUACGGAAAACCAGCACUUUCUCAAGGUAGCAGAAAGUCGACGCCUCUACAUGAUGACGCAGCUGAUUGAGCGGCAGGUUGAUAUUGCAGAGGAGGAACGGCUGCAGGUAGCACGUGAACCGAUUUUCGUGAAGGAUCAAGCAAGCUGGGCAAAGAAGUGCGUGCAGCUGCCCAAGAAGCACCGUUGUCUCGCUGUAUUUGUCGACUCUACGGACGACUCAGCAGCAAAGGAGAAGGCCGGGGCGGUGCUUUCGACUCUCGCGGUCAGGCUGCUGGAAAUGAUGGGGCUAGAGGCGCAAAAAGUGUCCCUCGUCGUCGUAGACCGGCAAGGAAGCGAUGCCGUGCGCGAGUACUUCGAUGUGGGCCAGAAUGGCUUCCCCGAUGUCCUUUUCCUUUCCUUGGACCGCCCAGCCAAGUACUACAACUUUGUCGGCGCCUUCUCCGCCGAGGGCCUGAUGCAGUUUGUGGCGUCUCAUGAUGCGCACCUGGCAAAGAAGGAGGUUUCAGGCGGACACAUCUUCAUUCCGCGUAUGGCGCCAAAGCUGGAGGAAGCGCCGGCGAUGCCGCACAGCGGCAACGAGGAUGAGGGAGAUUUGUAA